Candidozyma auris is the source of this 2865-nucleotide messenger RNA. Its product is annotated as ubiquitin-ubiquitin ligase HUL5. Gene Ontology annotation, biological process: protein polyubiquitination; ubiquitin-dependent protein catabolic process. Gene Ontology annotation, molecular function: ubiquitin protein ligase activity. The coding region runs from base 1 to 2865 and encodes 954 amino acids. The record is from RefSeq and is a predicted model, not a curated record. The transcript has a single exon. Lineage: Eukaryota; Fungi; Ascomycota; Pichiomycetes; Serinales; Metschnikowiaceae.
AUGCUUAACUUCACUGGCACAACAAAAAAGAGAACGGUCAACUUGGGCGAAAGGCGUGCUGUGCCUCGAGGGAAGAACUUCCUCGAGCAGACAAAAUUACAGAGACAGCAGAGGGACGAGCAGCGUGCUCGAGAACGCAGUGCUACUUUAAUUCAGCGAUACGUGCGUAGAUGGUUGGAGUUGCACGCUGUCCUGGAGGCGCUAGUGGAGGGUUGGAAAAGUGAUGGCGAUUGGAACAAAUACGCCUUUCAGCUUGAGCUCUUUUCCAGGUACUGCUCGAAGUCUGGUGAUUUGGAGAGUGUUGUUCGGUGGUUUGUGGAGGGUCAGAAUGGACAGCUUUCACAAAGAGCAGCGUUGGCUGUGUACAAGCUGAUCAACAGGCUACUAGGGAAGUCUUCCACUGGAGCUGCUCUCAGCGAAUGCCUAUAUGCUUUGCUAAGGCAAUAUGGGGCACCGGCAGAACCGCAUAGCGCGUUCAGCGGGAUCAUUCUGAAACUACAGGCGGUGGACAGUGACUUGGCGACGAAAUGUAUCUUCAUGAUCAACUCUGCAGAUCCUGAGGGCCAAUUUCUCGUUUUUCUUGCGUCGUAUCGUCCCGAGGGACCCGAUCUGGAUCUUGCACAAGUAUGUGCCUCGGCGAUUCACUCUAGCGAUCAACGCAAAAUCAUGUCGCUUUCGAAUGAGCAAAAGGUCUCGCUUCUCGUAAACACAUUGACUCUUCAGGGAAAUCAAGUGGCGCUGCUGAGUGCAUACCUUGUUCACGCAAAGAUUCUAUCCACAAUGUCUACGAUUACCUUGUCCACAGAACUUCCUGAUGAGGAUGAGGAAGAAAGCCAUCAAAAGUGCACCUUUGUCUCUCAAAAGGAUAUGGACACUGUACUUAGACUCUUUACUUCCCAGUAUGUUUCUAUAGUGAUGAAUCUGUUGGUUAGUAUGCAUGUGGGCGCUGACGGCGCCAGUAUGGCGUUACAAACAAUUGCUACCAUGAUGCACCUAAUUCAGCCACCAACAAAACUCUGCAUGCUCAUCACAAUUACACCAGGCUCACAUACCAGGUUCUUUCAAGAGCUAAAGAGCAGCCCUAUCUUCGAUUUUUUCGUCUCUGCUGAAGCCUCGAGAGACUACCUACUGGCUGAUUACAUUGAGCUGAACCGCCAGUUACUAGAUAACAGUGUUUUUUGGAAUAUGCUUUACACUUUUCAGGAGAUCAUGUCGUAUUGGUUGUUUGUAAGCAACGAUACUGAAAGCUUCAACGAAGAUAAGAUAUCUCGAGAUGAUGCUAGUCAGCUUGCAACUUUCUUGAAGGUCUUAUCCCUUACACUCAUCUUUAACACCAACAGGCUAGAGCAAGCGAAGAUCUUCGGUGAUCACAACAAAUUGAAGUCGUCUUCCUUGGCAUUGCUCAAUCUGUUGUACUUCAAGAACUUGAGGAUCAAGUUCCUUCUGAAAUCUUUCUGGAAGCUCAAGCACCUCAACUUCGACAUUGAUAGCAUGAUUGCGCUUGUGUUGGACGAUCAAACGUUUACAUCUCACGACAACGACGAUAACGAUUCAGAUCAUGCAGCAGUUGGUCAUGUGAAGUCCAAGCGGACAAACGAUGCAAUUGCAAAGCUUGAAGUCUUAGAUAAGGCAUCAUAUUUCGUGGACUUCAAGGACCGUGUCAAAGUAUUCCAAAGCUUGAUAGAAGAAAAUCGUCAGUCGGAGAAUCCGUACAGCUUCUUCAUGGAUAAUCCUCCGCUGCGCUUUGAAGCAGACAUCUCAAGAAAUGCUGUCCUUGAGGAUGCUUUCAAGAAUUUCUUUCCUUUAGGACACAAGUUCAAAGAGAAAAUUUCCGUCACUUUUCAUAGUGAGCAUGGCCCUGAAGCCGGAAUCGAUGGGGGUGGCAUCACUAAAGAACUUUUGACGUCUGUUGCUAUGGAAGGCUUCAAUCCACAUCUGAAACAUGCAUUAUUCAAGGAAACUCCGUCACAUAAUGAGUUGUAUCCAAAUGAUGAUAUAUACAUGAGCGUUCAUCAGCGGAUCGACUUGAAGAGGCAGCAGGAGAGACUUCUAUAUAUUCAGUUUCUCGGCAUGGUAAUCGGUAAAUGCUUUUACGAGAACGUCUUGGUGGACAUCGAGUUUGCUCCGUUCUUUCUUACUAAAUGGACUAGUGCUCACAGUGCAUCCCGGAGUUCAGUGAACGACCUUCAGUACUUGGAUGUUGAUUUGUACAGCAACCUCAUGAAGUUGCUAGAGAUGAACGACAAGGAGAUCAGAGCUCUCGAUUUAAAUUUUACCAUCAACGAAGUGGUCGAUGGCAAAGUUGUGAAGUUUGAUCUCCAGCCACCUCAUGGAGAGUCUGUGAGUGUCACUUCGACCAAUCGACUCAAUUACAUCCACGAGGUUGCCAACUUCAAGUUGAACCAAUGUCUCUAUUUGCCUUCGAGACAUUUUCUUGAAGGCUUGCACAAGAUCAUCGACCGAAAAUGGCUCAAUAUGUUUGAUCCUUUCGAAUUGCAGAAAUUGAUUAGCGGAGGUGAGAGCAAUGUGAAUAUCGAAGAUUGGAAGAACAAUGUGAGCUAUGGUGGAUACUUUGACGAUGAUAUCACCAUCAGGUUGUUCUGGGAAGUUGUUGAAGAGAUGAGCCCCAAAGAGCGGUGCCGACUUAUCAAAUUUGUCACUUCGGUCUCUAAAGCACCCCUUCUUGGUUUUGGAUCUCUCACGCCAAAGUUUGGUAUUCGCAACAGCGGCAAGUACCCAGACAGAUUGCCCACGGCGUCGACAUGCGUAAACCUUCUCAAGCUUCCCGAUUACCAAGACAAAGAGCUCAUUCGACAAAAGCUUCUCUACGCCAUCAACGUCGAUUCCGGUUUUGAUUUGUCCUAA